CGCGGUAGCGCAAGAGGCUUGCGGAGCGCGCUUCUGGUUUAGUCUUGGAAGAUGGCAGUGCAUUAUAUUUAUUUUCUCAUGUGAACGGCUGCACUCCCUUAUAGGUUCUUACUUUCGAUUUGUCACUGGUUUGCUUUCCAGUCAUUUGGAUUUGUGACUGAGACAGGAAGCAGCCAUGGGGUACCUGAAGCUAAUUGAGAUCGAGAACUUCAAGUCCUAUAAGGGCCGCCAGAUCAUAGGGCCCUUUAAGAACUUUACUGCAAUUAUUGGUCCUAAUGGUUCAGGCAAAUCGAACCUUAUGGAUGCCAUCAGUUUUGUUCUGGGAGAAAAGACCAGCAACCUUCGAGUGAAGACUUUGAAGGAUCUCAUUCAUGGUGCCCCAAUUGGUAAACCUGCAGCAAACCGUGCAUUUGUUAGCAUGUUGUAUAAAGAAGAUAGUGGAGAUGAGAAGACCUUUGCACGAAUCAUUAGAUUUCAAGGUUGUGAAUAUGUACAGGAGGAUAGGGCAGUAUCUAGGUCCAGUUAUAGUUCAUUGCAGGCUGCAGGGAUGUUGCUCAGAGCUAGGAGAUGUCUAGGAUUCCAGGGAGCAGUUGAAUCAAUUGCUAUGAAGAACCCCAAAGAACGAACAGCUCUAUUUGAAGAAAUCAGUCGUUCAGGUGAGCUGGCACAAGAGUAUGAUAAAAGAAAGAAAGAGAUGGUGAAAGCUGAGGAAGAUACACAGUUUAACUACCACAGGAAGAAGAAUAUUGCAGCAGAGAGAAAAGAAGCAAAGCAAGAAAAGGAAGAGGCGGAGCGCUACCAACGUCUGAAGGAUGAACUGGCACGGGCACAGGUGCAGUUACAGCUGUUUAAGCUGUACCACAAUGAGUGUGAAAUUGAUAAACUGAACAAGGAUUUGGAAUCAAAGAAUAGAGAGAUUGAAAGGGACAAAAAGAAGAUGGACAAGAUAGAAGAUGAGCUGAAGGACAAGAAGAAGGAGCUUGGUAAAAUUAUGCGAGAACAGCAGCAGAUUGAGAAGGGUAUCAAAGAGAAAGACUCUGAGUUGAAUCAGAAACGUCCACAGUAUAUCAAAGCAAAGGAGAAUACGGCACACAAGAUCAAGAAGCUAGAAGCUGCCAAAAAGUCACUUCAGAAUGCGCAAAAACUGUAUAAGAAACGCAAAGCUGACAUGGAUGAACUGGAGAAAGAGAUGCACUGUGUAGAGAAGGCAAAGCAAGAGUUUGAGGAACGGAUGGCUGAGGAGAGUCAGAGCCAGGGAAGGGAUCUGACGCUAGAGGAGAACCAGGUGAAGAAGUACCACAGAUUAAAGGAGGAAGCGAGCAAAAGAGCUGCAACCCUUGCACAGGAGUUGGAGAAAUUCAACCGUGAUCAGAAAGCUGACCAGGACAGGCUGGACCUAGAAGAGAGGAAAAAAGUUGAAACAGAGGCUAAAAUUAAGCAGAAACUCCGUGAAAUUGAAGAAAACCAGAAAAGAAUUGAGAAACUGGAGGAGUACAUCAGCACCAGCAAGCAGUCUUUGGAAGAACAGAAAAAGCUGGAAGGAGAAUUAACAGAAGAGGUGGAAAUGGCUAAGCGCAGGAUAGAUGAAAUCAAUAAGGAACUGAACCAAGUGAUGGAACAGUUGGGAGAUGCCAGGAUUGAUCGUCAGGAAAACAGCAGACAGCAGCGAAAAGCAGAAAUCAUGGAGAGCAUCAAGCGCCUUUACCCAGGCUCUGUGUAUGGCCGUCUGAUUGAUCUAUGCCAGCCAACUCAAAAGAAGUACCAGAUUGCUGUGACAAAGGUGCUGGGAAAGAACAUGGAUGCAAUUAUUGUGGAUUCAGAGAAGACUGGUAGAGAUUGCAUUCAGUAUAUUAAGGAACAGAGGGGUGAACCAGAGACAUUUCUGCCCCUUGAUUAUUUGGAGGUGAAACCAACUGAUGAGAAGCUGCGAGAACUGAAGGGUGCAAAGCUUGUGAUUGAUGUCAUCCGAUAUGAGCCCCCACAGAUAAAGAAAGCACUGCAGUAUGCCUGUGGCAAUGCUCUUGUGUGUGAUAAUGUGGAGGAUGCACGCAAGAUUGCCUUUGGAGGAUACCAACGACAUAAGACUGUUGCCUUGGAUGGUACAUUGUUUCAGAAGUCUGGUGUCAUCUCUGGAGGUGCCAGUGACUUGAAAGCUAAAGCCAGACGUUGGGAUGAAAAAGCUGUGGACAAACUCAAAGAAAAGAAGGAGAAACUUACUGAGGAAUUAAAGGAACAAAUGAAGGCUAAACGAAAGGAGGCAGAACUGAGGCAAGUGCAAUCACAGGCCCAUGGUUUGCAGAUGCGACUGAAAUAUUCCCAGAGUGACUUAGAGCAAACAAAAACUCGCCAUCUGGCCAUGAACAUGCAAGAAAAGUCAAAGCUUGAGAGUGAGCUGGCAAAUUUUGGUCCCCGAAUUAAUGACAUAAAGCGAAUCAUUUCAGCCAGAGAGCGUGAAACAAAGGACCUAAAGGAAAAGAUGAACCAGGUGGAGGAUGAGGUUUUUGAAGAGUUCUGUCGUGAGAUCGGUGUCAGGAAUAUCCGAGAGUUUGAAGAGGAAAAGGUGAAACGGCAGAAUGAGAUUGCUAAGAAAAGGUUAGAAUUUGAGAACCAGAAGACGCGUCUGGGUAUCCAGCUUGAUUUUGAGAAGAACCAGUUGAAAGAGGAUCAGGAGAAAGUGCACACAUGGGAACAGACAGUAAAGAAGGAUGAGAAUGAGAUUGAGAAGCUAAAGAAGGAAGAGCACCGUCAUAUGAAAAUCAUUGAUGAGACCAUGGCCCAGCUGCAGGACUUAAAGAACCAGCAUCUCACCAAGAAGUCUGAGGUCAAUGACAAAAACCAAGAGAUGGAAGAAAUCCGCAAAAAGUUGGGAGGGUCCAACAAAGAGAUCACCCAGAUGCAAAAGGAAGUAACUGCUAUUGAGACAAAACUGGAGCAGAAAAAAAGUGAUCGUCACAACCUGUUGCAGGCUUGCAAAAUGCAGGAUAUAAAGUUGCCUUUAAGCAAAGGAAGUAUGGAUGACAUCAGUCAGGAGGAGGGUUCUCAGGCAGAAGAAUCUGCAAGCAGCUCUCAGAGAUCUUCGACCACGUAUGAGCGUGAAGCACUGAUAGAAGUGGACUACAGCGAGCUGUCUGAUGAUCUGAAGGAUUCUUUGUCAGAUGAGGAGAUCAAGACAGAGAUGAACACCUUGCAGCAAAAAGUAAAUGAACACCAGAGCAUCCUUCAGAGGAUAGCAGCACCCAACAUGAAAGCUAUGGAGAAGCUGGAGAGUGUACGUGACAAGUUCCAAGAGACCUCAGAUGAAUUUGAAGCUGCAAGGAAACGAGCAAAGAAAGCCAAGCAGGCUUUUGAGCAGAUCAAAAAAGAGCGAUUUGAUCGUUUCAAUGGCUGCUUCGAAUCUGUGGCAACAAAUAUUGAUGAAAUUUACAAAGCACUUUCCAGAAACAGCAGUGCACAGGCAUUCUUAGGCCCAGAAAACCCAGAGGAGCCCUAUUUAGAUGGUAUCAAUUACAACUGUGUUGCACCUGGAAAACGAUUUCGGCCUAUGGACAAUCUGUCAGGAGGAGAAAAGACUGUUGCUGCAUUGGCACUGCUUUUUGCUAUUCAUAGUUACAAACCAGCCCCUUUCUUCGUUCUUGAUGAGAUUGACGCUGCUUUGGAUAACACCAAUAUUGGCAAGGUGGCAAACUACAUUAAAGAGCAGUCUGCUUUGAAUUUCCAGGCCAUUGUCAUAUCCCUAAAGGAAGAGUUCUACACAAAGGCAGACAGUUUGAUUGGAGUCUACCCCGAGCAAGGCGACUGUGUCAUCAGCAAGGUUCUGACAUUUGAUCUCACCCUUUACCCAGAUGCCAAUCCGAAUCCUUGCGAUUGAACAACAGAAAAUACGUUUUGAAUUUUAUGCAUUUUAAUGUCAGUACUUCAUCCUUUUAAAAACCUCCUGUCUUGCCGUACCUGUAUGCAUCUGUAAUCCACUUGGUAAACAAUGCUCCUUUCCCAGAUUUUGUUGCCAAUCUGGCGAUUGGGAUCUUAAGUUUGACCCUUUUGUUUUAGUGCUAUACAGGGGAUAUUGUGGAUUUUUGAGGUGCGUAUACUACAGCGGUCUGCAAGAUUUUUUUGUAUUUGCAAAAUUACAUUUCAGAAUGUAGAGGACUGUUUUAACUGAACUUUUCAAAACAUUAGCAUUGCAUAUGACAGAAGUAAACUGACUUUUAAUUCAGAUACAUUUCUGUUGGUUUUGCAGCAGAACCCCUGCUCUAAAACAUGUUAAUUAAAUCUUCUCCAUUAAGGAAGAGCAACUGUAAAUGGAAAACAAAGAUGUACAGAAAGAAUGACUUUUACUUAUCUGAUGCUUUCGUUUUGAAGUCAAAUAACAGCUUUUUAUCAUCAUUAAUUUCAGCUUUAGCAAACAUGUUUUCCCCCUCCUGUAUGGAUGCAGCAAGAACCAUAGAACCCCAAUACAGAGGACCAAAGUAUAUUAGAGCCAAUUUUUACAGCUUGUAGGGAUUUUUGUUUUUCAGCUGAACUGUCUAACAUUUGCCCGGCUCAUUUGAUCUGAAUCAGUAAGAUAGAGCUAGGUAGAUGCAGAGGAAGUUCAAGAUGUUAAGCCCUUCCCUCUAUGAGAGGAGGAGUCACUCUUCAUGCAAGUGUCAUUUCUGUUCAUGGGAGCAGCAGAAUAGCCAUGUCUGGACCACAAACUCGUGUUAGAAUUAUGACGUGUAUUGCAGCCUUUGUAAAUUAGCUGAGAAGACACAUUUGCCAUGUUUUUUUUUUUUUUUUUUUUUUUUUUUUUGCACUUUUUGUUUUGUUCACCUGUAAUCAUGAUGUUCCUUAAGUUAUUUUCAUUUGGUCCUAUAGGUUGUUGGUAUCCAGAUCAGUGAACUGAUUUUUGGAAAACUAUUUUAAACAUUUCCUAUGUCAUUGUCUUACUGAGUGCAGCACUUUGACCCAAUCAUGUAUAUUUGAGUGUGUGUGAUUUUAUCUUGUUUCUAAAUUUUUAUAUUAAUGUUGUGUAGUAAUGUGUAAUAUUUUCAAUAAAAUAUAUUUGAAAUGUUA
Molecule: messenger RNA, 5049 nt
Organism: Protopterus annectens (West African lungfish)
Lineage: Eukaryota; Metazoa; Chordata; Ceratodontiformes; Protopteridae
Gene: SMC1A
Product: structural maintenance of chromosomes 1A
Exons: 28
Coding region: 176-3868 (1230 amino acids)
Biological process (GO): sister chromatid cohesion
Cellular component (GO): cohesin complex; chromosome; nucleus
Molecular function (GO): protein binding; ATP hydrolysis activity; ATP binding
Source: RefSeq, a predicted model, not a curated record